Molecule: messenger RNA, 765 nt
Organism: Kazachstania africana CBS 2517
Lineage: Eukaryota; Fungi; Ascomycota; Saccharomycetes; Saccharomycetales; Saccharomycetaceae
Gene: APC9
Product: anaphase promoting complex subunit 9
Exons: 1
Coding region: 1-765 (254 amino acids)
Source: RefSeq, a predicted model, not a curated record
AUGGCUGCUGGUAAUGGUAGUAACUACAAGGCACGAUUAAAGAAAACUAGUUCGCUAUUUGAAUUACCGCCGUUUUCUGUGUCGUGGACUUCAUCAAGAUCGAAAAAGGGCGAAGAUGGGAAUAUAUCGAGCCUGCUUACUACUCCAUUACGAAGACCCAGAAGGGGGCCAGUUAGAAACUCUAGAGUGGAACAAGAAGAAAAGAUGCCAGAAAAAUCAGUCCCAACUCAGUAUGAUAUAGAUACGAAUGGCUUUGGAUUAGAUAACCCUAAUGAAGCUAAUAUUGCAUAUGAUUAUUCUCCUUUCAGUGACAAGAAGUCUUUAUGUAAGACCAGAAUUGAGAAUUAUCUCUUCAAUGAAAGAAGUUUGCAUGUCCUCACAUUUCAUAAACAUUUCCACACUAAUCUAGGAGAUAGUGAAUCGUUUAGGCCAGAUAUUCACUGGGACUGCGGUAACGAUGAUGAUGAGGCAGAAAAUGGUAGCAUUUUAAUAGAUUAUCCCGAAUCGUUCAAUUUUGAGAUAGGCGACCCCAAAAACAGACAUAAGGAGGUACUUAAGUUUUUGAAUUAUUCCAAUUUAUUCAAUGAAUAUAGUUACUCAGAGAAGCGUACGAGACACAGAGAUUUAUUAAAAGAACAUGAAGAGUUGAUUGCCCUGCGGAGAGAGCUUAAAGAAAACCCUAUUAAAUCAUUGGGAUCACUGGAAGAAAAAUGUCAUUAUAUUUAUAAGAAAGAUCAAUUAUCAAAACGAAAAAAGAGACUCUGA